GUUUAUGUUCUCUGAUACUUAAAAAUUUUGGUGGUUAUGUUUCAAACAGUUAAAUGUUUAAAAUUUUGCUGUUUUGAUAUUUAGUAACAACGAAGUAAUAUUAUUUUAAUAUGUCUUUCAAUUUUGGAAAUGUGUCCCAACCGGCAUUUGGAACCUCGCCUGCGAAACCAACGGGUUUCGCCACCCCGUUUGGUUCUACCGCGCCGACAUCAUCAGCUGGUUUUAGUUUCGGUACAAAUUCGUUUGGACAGACACAACCAGCUCCGGCAUUUGGGUCUACAUUCGGAGCUACAAAUACUUCCGGGGCUUUUGGUGCCACAUCGUUUGGAGCGCCCGUAUCCGGGACGUCAACUUUCGGAAGCACAUUCGGAACUCCUGCGUCGACGAGCUCAGUGUUUGGAACAGGAUUUGGUGCUCAACCACAGGGUUCAGGACUUUUUGGGGCAGCUGCGUCAAAACCGGGUGUGUUUGGGGCCCCCGCGACUUCCACUCCCAGUAUCUUUGGUACUGGCACCACAGUCACACCCAAUUUAUUUGGUGCGCCGCAGUCUACCCAGGCAACUCCAAGCCUCUUUGGGAAUACUUUGACAACAACUCCGUCGUUAUUCGGGAGUGGUACAAGUACCACUCCCUCGAUGUUUGGAAGUUCAUUUGGACAGCCUUCAGCCACAACAACUCCCUCAUUGUUUGGCACGUCAACGAAUGUCGCUCCAUUCGGGAGUGGUGGUUUGUUUGGCACAACAACUAGUGCGCCAUCUUUGUUUGGCUCCUCCGCCUUUGGAACCACUACAACCUCAACAACAGCCGGUGGUUUUGGUUCUUUUGGUACUGGAGCAAGUAGUUUUGGCGGUUUUACUUCUUCCACAGGUCAAACUAGUAUUUUCGGGCCAAAGCCUCUAACGGGGCUGCAAUCGCAGCAGCAGGGGGUGGUUGAUAAAAAUCAGUUGGUUGUAGCAUCCGUUUACGCCAUAAAUGUCUUCAACGAUGAACGUGAUGAUGUUUUGAAAAAGUGGAAUAUGUUACAAGCCUGUUGGGGAAGUGGUAAAGGUUACUACAAUUCGACCCAGCCUCCUGUCGAAUAUGUGCCGCAAAAUCCAUUUUAUAGAUUUAAAGCAAUCGGAUACAAUGCAAUUCCCGAACAGGACAACUCCGAAGGCAUUGUCAGACUGGUUUUCAAUAAGAAAAUUACGGAAUUGCGAAGUCAGCAAGACUCAUUAAAAACCGGUCUAUUAGGCGUUCUUGGAAAUAGACCGAAUUUAUCAGUUGAAAUCAUCCUGAUUAAGGCCGUAUCGAGUGAUCAGACGGAAGUGAAAAUUUCGGUCUCGGAAAAAGGCGUUACCGGCAAUUGUAGGAGAAUUCCCGCGACCGACUUGGCGGCGUUUUUGAUUCAACCUUCCCAGAAACAACAGCUGACAAAUGUCGGCGUAACGUCGAUUUCUCCCUACGUAACCCCCACAAAGGCAGAGUUGGAGGAGUAUUUGAAACAAACUCCCCCAGGAAUUGAUCAGCAAAUGUGGCAGGCGGCCAUUCAGGACAAUCCGAACCCGAGAAAGUACAUUCCGGUACCGAUAAAUGGAUUUUCCGAUCUUCGAGCUCGAAUGUUACAUCAAGAAUACCAGACCGGACUUCACCAGGCAUUUCUAGACAAGGUUAACAGGGAAAUUACUGAACUCAAAACGAAACACGCAGCUUCAGUCGCCCACAUUGCAGAGUUAAAACAGAAAUAUUUGGAUCUGCAGCACAGGAUACUGAGAGUUUUAGUCAAACAAGAGAGUAUUAGGAAAGUGGGUAUUGCCAUUCAACCGGCGGAAGAAUUGUUAAGAGGCAGGUUAGAAGUAAUGCAUGCCCAGUUAAAUUUGCCAAAACAAUUUAAGGGACAAAUCAACGAGCUAUUGUCUCACGUCAAGAUGAUAGAAACUACGCAGAAACAAUCCGAGCAGAAGUAUAGACUGGACGCAGAAGCUCAAGAUGAAAUUAAGCAGUUUUUAAAGAUGGAACAGCACGGUAUUUCUCAGUUGAUCAGCAUAAUUAACAACGAUAUGCAAGCAUUGAAACUAAUAACUGAAGGUCUUAAGGAAAUGGAACAACAACGACCCAUUAGAAAAUUUACUUAGUUUUAUUUUAAUCAUUUUAAGUUUGUUACUAUAUGUUUUGGUAAUACUUGUAUUUAAAUAUA
Molecule: messenger RNA, 2176 nt
Organism: Cylas formicarius (sweet potato weevil)
Lineage: Eukaryota; Metazoa; Arthropoda; Insecta; Coleoptera; Brentidae
Gene: Nup54
Product: nucleoporin p54
Exons: 9
Coding region: 111-2114 (667 amino acids)
Biological process (GO): NLS-bearing protein import into nucleus; nuclear pore organization; protein localization to nuclear inner membrane
Cellular component (GO): nuclear pore central transport channel; nuclear pore
Molecular function (GO): structural constituent of nuclear pore
Source: RefSeq, a predicted model, not a curated record